GCAACAAGCUCAUUGUCCUGCAUACAGCGUACUCUCCCUAUGGAAAGGAGUGGGGGUGAUACAGGGGACUGCAUACGGCACACGUAUAGAUUUGUGGGUUCGAAUAUCACCUCAGUGAGAGGUCCGGGUCCCCCGAGCUGAGCCGUGCUAGGUAUAGAGCCGAUCACUACCUCUGUACUCUGCAAACAUCAGCUAAAUACCUACUUACUUGUGAUGUAUAAGAACUAGUGAGCCGAACCGGUACAACUCCCACUUGUCUGGGUCCUCUCUCACCCUCUUCUUUCCCGAUUCUUCGUCAAACCUGUCGAGGCGAAUCGCGACUGCUACUGCACCAUGUACAGUCUCGGAAAGGUAGCUGCGUUAGCAGCAUUGCAGUUUUCCCCUCUCUUCUUAGGACUGGGAACCGCAAGCUCGCUGCCUCCUCACGUGGAGAGGCUAAUCCGGAAGCAAGUCCCGGCAGAGCCAACUGAUGUCAAAACCAUCACGUCGCCUGGAGGCUCCACAAUCCGUUACAAGGAACCGGGUAUUUGUGAGACCACGCCUGGAGUCAAAUCCUACUCGGGUUAUGUGGACGUCGACGAAGAAACUCACAUGUUCUUCUGGUUCUUCGAAGCGAGACACAACCCCGACGAAGCGCCUCUAACUUUGUGGCUCAACGGAGGGCCGGGCUCUGACUCGCUGAUAGGUCUAUUUGAAGAGCUUGGUCCUUGCAAUGUCACUCAUAAUGGUACCUCGGUCGUGAACCCGUACGCAUGGAACGAAGUGAGCAACCUUCUGUUCCUGUCGCAACCCCUUGGCGUCGGUUUCUCCUACGCCGACGAGGUCGUCGGGGUCAUCAACGAGACCUCUGGGGUGCCUGUCAACUCAUCUACGCCUGACGGCCGGUAUAGCGAUGUCGACCCAUACAGGUUUGAUACGACAGAGCUAGCUGCUAAGGGUACUUGGGAGGUUCUGCAAGGCUUCAUCCAAAACCUCCCUUCCCUCGACGAGACUGUGAAAUCUCGCAGUUUCAACCUCUGGACCGAGUCGUAUGGAGGUCACUACGGGCCGGCAUUCUUCAAUUAUUUCUAUGACCAGAACGAGUUAAUUAAGAACAAGACCAUUCCUGGGGUUGAGCUCAACAUGCAUACCCUCGGCAUAAUUAACGGUAUUAUCUCGGAAAGAAUCCAGGCUCCAUACUAUGCCGCCAUGGCCUAUAACAACACGUACGGUCUCAAGGCCGUUAAUGAGACGAUGUACAAUUAUAUGUUGAACAACUACUACUUCCCAGGCGGUUGCCGAGAUUCCAUCGAUCAAUGCUUCUCUGCGGAUCGCUCGACACCUGAUGGCAAAGCACUCUGCUCUCAAGCCACUGCCAUUUGCCGGUCGUUAGUGGAAGGUGUAUAUUAUGUCGUGAGUGGACGAAACGCGUACGAUAUUCGAGCGCAAGACGGUGCCAACAUCCCGCCCAGCUACUGGGUCGAUUACCUCAACACAGCGACAGUUCAAAACGCCAUUGGUGUCGACAUCAACUAUACGUCCACGAGCAGUGAACAAGUAUGGAUCGGCUUUGACUACACCGGUGACUUCGUGUAUCCAAACUUAUUACAAGAUCUUGAAAGCCUUCUUGCGAAAGACGUCCGCAUUGCGAUGAUCUAUGGCGAUGCUGACUAUAUCUGUAACUGGAUGGGUGGCGAGGCUGUAUCACUAAAGGUGAACUACACACAUUCGACAGAGUUCGCAUCGGCAGGAUACGCACCCUUUGUUGUGGACGGCGUCGAGUACGGCGAGAGCCGACAAUACGGAAACUUUUCCUUUACGCGAGUUUACGAGUCAGGCCACGAAGUACCAUACUACCAACCUGUCGCUGCCUUAGAGCUCUUCAAGCGCGUCUUAAGCGACCUAGUCAUUGCGGACGGAAACGAGAAGGUGACGGCGACGUAUAAGAGUAACGGUACUGCCGAAGCUACGCAUACGAAUAGCUACACCACUUAUUUUACUGGAAGACCCGGGGACUGGAAGAGUUAGAAACGUUAUAAUGUUAGACUUAAUGUGUUAAGCGUAAUCUAAUUAUUAGCCUGGAUUUCCUGAAGUGUCCAAGGUUUGGGUGCAUGUAAAGCAAAUGAUGUAAAUUUAUGGUGUUUUUGACAAACCACGUUUAAAUAUCAUUGCGCUGACUUAUUAUUUUAGGAAUGAA
Messenger RNA from Annulohypoxylon maeteangense, 2176 nucleotides. RefSeq names its product peptidase. Gene Ontology annotation, biological process: proteolysis. Gene Ontology annotation, cellular component: fungal-type vacuole. Bases 334 to 2007 code for a protein of 557 amino acids. NCBI's taxonomy places the organism in Eukaryota, Fungi, Ascomycota, Sordariomycetes, Xylariales, Hypoxylaceae. The record is from RefSeq and is a predicted model, not a curated record. The transcript is spliced from 4 exons. Gene Ontology annotation, molecular function: serine-type carboxypeptidase activity.